CCCACUUCCCCACUUCCCCACUUCCUUUCUAUAAUUAGUUAAUUAAUUAAUUAGCAUGGUCGGCGUUGUUGCAUGCCAAGAAGACGUUGCAAUUGCCGAGAAGUUUCAACCCACUUCCCUAUAAUUAUUUAUUUGCGAUGCGUAUUGAUCUAUAAUUCGACCUUCUUCCUCUUCUUCUUCAUCAUCUCAUUCCAUGGCCUUUCAAUUAGGAACUUCUUCCUCUUCUUCAUUGCCAUUAUCUCCUUUCAUCCCUUCACAAAAUCAUGAUGUAUUUUUAAGCUUUAGAGGUAAAGAUGUUCGCCACAAAUUUAUUGCUCAUCUAAACCGAGCUUUACGUCAAAGUGGAAUCAAGACUUACAUGGAUGGUGUCGACCUUGAGAGAGGGGAACAAAUUUCAUCAGAACUUUUUAAAGCUAUUGAAGAGUCAAGGAUUUCAAUCAUUGUACUUUCUAAAAACUAUGCAGAAUCCAAAUGGUGCUUGGACGAGUUAUUGAAGAUUCUUGAGUGCAGAAAAACAUUCAAACAAACUAUUCUACCGAUAUUCUAUGAGAUAAAACCAUCAGACGUACGAGAUCAAAAAGGAAGCUUUGGAGAAGCAUUCACUAAACUUGGAAAGAAAAUCAAGGAUGACAUAAAGCUACUAGAGUAUUGGAAGGAAGCUUUAGAAGAAGUAGCCAAAUUGUCCGGGUUGGAAUAUAUAGCGUUCAGGGAUGAUGAGUCAGAAUUUAUCCAAAACAUCAUUGGGUGGAUCAACUCAAGAAUAGUAAACCAAACACCUCUAAGCGUUGCCAAGUAUCCAGUCGGGAUAGAGUCUCGUAAACAAGACAUUUAUCAGCAUUUAAUUAUUGAAAGAAAUGAUAUUAUACGUAUUGUAGGGAUAUUCGGAACCGGUGGAAUUGGUAAGACGACUAUUUCAAAAGAUAUCUAUAACCAGAUUUCCUCUCAAUUUGAAGGAAGUUGUUUCUUGAGGAAUAUUAGAGAAAUUUCAAAACAGACAGGAGGUUUGAUUCAGCUGCAAAAUACCCUUCUUGUUGAUAUUUUAGGAACAAGUUUGGAUGUUCAUGAUACUGACAAAGGAAUGAAUAUGAUUAAGCACAGACUUUGCUCUAAAAGGGUUCUACUAAUUCUUGAUGAUGUGGAUGAGUUGGUUCAAAUUGAAAAAUUAGUUGGAGAUCGCGGUUGGUUUGGUUUGGGAAGUAGAAUUAUCGUGACAACAAGAGAUCAACGAUUACUAAAAAUCUCUGAAGUUGAUUCAAAGUAUGAGUUGAAGCCCUUGGAUGAAAAUGACGCUCUUCAGCUCUUUAGCUUGCAUGCUUUCAAGAAAGAUGAACCAUCUUAUGAGUAUUUGGACCUUGCUAAACAAGUAAUACAAUAUGCUAAGGGCCUUCCAUUGGCUUUAGCAUUGCUAGGUUCGGAUCUAAAGGGUAAAAGUACACACCAAUGGAAGAGUGCAUUGGAUAAAUAUAAAAACAUUCCCAAUAGAGAUAUUCAGAAAGUACUUUUAGCGAGUUACGAAGGAUUAGAUAAUAAUGAGAAGGAAAUGUUUCUUGAUAUUGCCUUUUUCUUUAAGGGAGCACAUUUGGCUAAUAUCAUAAAAAUAUUUGACGAUUGCGGUUUUUUUCCUAAUGAUGGUAUCGACAGGCUUAAAGACAAGUGUCUUAUUUCUAUUGAACGUGGAUAUGUUUGGAUGCAUGACUUGCUACAAGAUAUGGGUCGAGAAAUUGUUCGUCUGGAAUCACCCAACGAACCUGGCCAACGUAGUAGAUUGUUUUUCCAUGAAGAUGUCCGUCAUGUAUUGGAAGAAAGCACGGGCACAAACAAAGUUUCAGGCAUGAUAAUAGAAAUGCCUAAAGGUGAGGACGCGAUAAGCUUGAAUCCUGAAGCAUUUGUACAGAUGAAAAGACUUAGAGUAUUUAUCAAUCGUAAUGCAAGUUUUUCAAGUGGACCUAAUUAUCUCUCCAAUGAGUUAAGAGUACUUGAUUGGUUUGAAUAUCCGCUACAAUCUUUGCCACCCAAUUUCCAUGGAAAUAAACUCAUUAUCUUUAAAAUGCGUGGUGGCUUCAUCAAGGAGUUAAGCUUCAUCAAGUUUAAGAAUUUGACAAAUAUGGAUUUUAGUGAUUGUAAUUUCUUGACAAAAGUUCCAGAUGUUUCAAGCAUCCCAAACUUGGAGAAAUUGAUUGCCAAAAAUUGUACAAAUUUAGUUGAGGUGCAUGAUUCCGUCGGAUCCUUGAGGAAUCUUUUUUUUUUGAGUUUUUGGGAAUGCUCUAACCUCAGAAUUCUUCCAAGAAGCCUCAAGUUGAGAUCUUUAGCUGCACUUGAACUUGAUGGUUGCUCAAGCCUUCGUAGCUUUCCUGAAAUUGGUUGUGAAAUGAAUUCUUUAACUAGUUUAAAUCUAUCGGGCACUGCAGUGGAAGAACUACCAUUAUCAAUUGGCAAUCUUACUAAACUUGAUAAAUUAUAUCUAGAUAAGUGCAAAAACCUUAAGCGUCUCCCAAUUAACAUUAUUCUUCAGUUGCAACAUUUAAGGGAUGUUGGGAUAUUUGUUAGUUGUACAAAUCUAGUAAAGAAGAUGGGGUCUACAACAAUGGAAGAUGAGAUUUCAUCGAAUGAAGAACAACUCCAAGAAUUGGCGCCUCCAACGAAUUCAAGCAAUGGAAGCAGUGCAUUACAAGUGUUGAAUCAUCAGAAUUGUUUCCAAUCAGAAUCAAAUUUCUUUCCAAUAUCAAGUUUCUUUACCAUGUUUAAUUCUUCAGACACUUUGACUGAUUUAGAUCUAUCGGGAAGUGAAUUUGUUAGCCUUCCCACAAGUUUCAAAGGAUUUGUUGCACUUAAAAUGCUCAACUUGGAGGAUUGCAAGAAACUUGAAGAAAUCUUAGAACUUCCACCAAAUAUAAGAUCAGUAAAUGUUAGGGGAUGCAAGUCGUUAGAAAGAUUUUCAGAAGUGUCGAGGAUAAUGGAAUUCAAUGGAAGCCACAUUAAAUCGCUAGAUUAUAUUUCCUUGGAAGGCUGUGACAAAAUGCAUGAGAAGAUUUGGAAUUAUAAAGUGCCAAAUCCAUUACAGUGGAAGGGACGUUAUAAUGCCGCUGUAUUACCAGAAAAUGAGAUUCCAGAGUGGUUAUGGUAUCAGAAAGAAUUUUUAGAAAAUGAAAUUGCGAAGAGAGGGGAUGAUGAUAUCCAAUUUAAAAGAGAUGAAGAAUGGGUAAUAAAUAUUGAGGGGUCACACUAUGUGGAGGAUAUAAACGGAAUUGUAAUAUAUCUCGUUACAUUUAUUAAAGAAGAUUUUAGUCGAUUUGAUUUUUAUCCUGUUGUUGACAUAGGCAGAAUGGAUGCAAAAAGUGUACUUUUGUCUAAUCAUGAUGAAGCUUAUUGUGAUCGGUACAGAAGAAAGAGUAUCAUAGACCAAUAUAAAGUAUUGAUGUGGUACAUUGAUUCAGAAUCACUUGAGUUUAAGGUUUUGGACAAUUUGUGCGUUGAACUUCGAGCUCGUUUUCAUCCCGAUCGUUUUCAUCCCGAUCCUUCUUGGGAACAACUUUGCUCACGGUGUUAUUAUGUAAGUUUUGGAGUCAAUGUUGUAUACAAGCAUGAAAGUAAAAGAAAAAGAAAAAGAAAAGAAAAGAAAAAUGUAUACAGGCAUGAAAGUAGAGCACGUGACAAAAGAAAAAUGAAGUGAAUUAAAUGAUGGCCAAGUGGAAUUUCAGGUAACGAAUAAAUUUGGAUGCUAUUAUAAAGCAAGGGUGUGGUACUCCGAUUUAGAAUCAUUUGAGCUAAAGUUCAACUUCCCGGUGAUAGUGCUUUUUUGCGGAUGCCAUAUUAUAGGAGUUGGGGAGCCAAUAUUGUAAACAAGCACGAAAGCAAAGCACAUAAAAGAUGAAAAAUGGAUUGAAUUAAAUGAUAGGCCAAGUGGCCUGUUGCUACUAUUUCUUUGGAAUUUCAGGAUUUUUCAGUCCAUCCAAAUCAAAGGACAGAGAAGAAACUGAAGAAAGUGAAAAUGGAGUGUUUGAUGAAAUGUCCCAGUUAACUUGAGAGCACCAAGAAUCUUCAUUUGCAUUGUACGAGAAUUUCGGACUAACAGUCGAGGUAAUGAGCAGCAGAUUACCCACCUUUGCAACAGAUUGGGGAGGCCCAGCAGAAAUUAUUGUUGAUGGAAUCUCAGCAUUUCACAUUGACCUCUAUAAUGGUGAUGAAUUGAGCCGUAAGAUUAUUGAUUUCUUUGAAAUGUGCAAGGCGGAUCCUGAAAAUUUGAACAAGAUCUCAAAAGCUAGUCUCUGGCCUAUAAAUAAAUCCUACACAUGGAAGAUUUAUGCAAACAAGCUGCUGAACAUGGAUGAACCAUAUUUGUAUAAUGAUGAUGUAACGAAUAAAACCAGAGGCCAAUAUAAUAUUGGUGGGGCGCUCUGAUUUAGAAUCGUUUGAGCAGCUAAAGGUUUCGGAUAAUUUGAUGGUUCAACUUCAUAUUCUUCUCUAUAAUGGUGAUCAUUUGUGGGUACCAUUUUAUAUAAGAUGGGGAGCCAAGAUUCUAUACAAGCAUGGAAGCAGAGCAGAUAAAAGAAGAAAAAUGGAUUGAAUUAAAUGAUGGGCCAAGUGGCCUGUUGCUACUAUUUCUUUGAAAUUUCAGCGCCUUCCAUUCACUGCUAUUGGUGUUGGGCUCAGCACAUUUGACAAAGCAUCUGAGUUAUCUUGGAUACCUAAUACAUGGUUUUGGUGCAACGGCUACUUGCUGCCCCACCGAGGAGGUCAUAGAUCUACUCAGAUAAAUUGUGGUCCUCAAUAUGGAUUGAAGACUUAAUGCUAUAGCUCUGUUUCGGAAGUUUAUUUAGUAAUGAAUAAAUGAUUUAGAAUCAUUUGAGCUAAAGGUAUCUGUAACUUCCCGGUGAUGGUGCUCUUUUGCGGAUGCCAUAUUGUAGGAGUUGGGGAGCCAAUAUUAUAUACAAGCAUGAAAGCAGAGCACAUAAAAGAAGAAAAUUGGAUUGAAUUAAAUGAUAGGCCAAGUGGCCUUUUGCUACUAUUUCUUUGGAAUUUCAGUUGGUUGUUCUUGCGCAUUGCAGCUACACAUGGAAGAGUUGUGCAAAAAAAUUGCUGAACAUCGAAGCAGUGCCUGGAUUUUGGAGGCAGAUGAACAAGGAAAAAAAGUUAGCUAAACAAAAACAUAUCGACAUGUUCUACAAUCUCCAGUUUAGGAAUUUGGGGAGUUUUUACAACUAUUUUUAGAGAAAUUGAAAUCAUAAACAUUUUAUAUUGAGUUCUAUUCAUUGUAUCACAGGCGAGGAGUUUGCUCAUCCCAAGUGAAGAACCCCAACAACCAACACCAACUGCAAAGUCUAAAGCCUAAACAAUCAGUGGCAACAUCGACAACUGUAUCCCAGUCCAAACCAAGGCAUAUAAGCUAACUCUUAAGAAAAUUUAAUCUUUUUUAAAAAACGUUACUGAACAAAAGUUAUUUGACCUCCUUCCAUGGUUGUAAGUUAUGCGGAAGGGAGUUAUGCGGAAGGGGGCAUAGAACCGGUUAGAAGAAAUUAGUUUUCAUGUUUUUUCUACUGCAAAUUUGACUUUUGGAAAUUAAAUUCAAAGGAUCUUUUAUGCAACAAAUGGUCCUUUUAAAUAGUAAGAGUGGAAAUGCAAUAAAUGGAUAAAUGAGUGGUCAUAAUAAAGUGAAAAGGUUGGAAUUGGUGCCGCUUCAUUCUUGGUUCUCUGUCUUUUAAUUUAUUACCUCCCAUAUGAAACUUUCUUUUGUUCAUAUAGCUAAAGUGAUAGUAAGAUGUAGUGAGGAAAUAUGUCACUAAAUAUAGAAAAUGUAUAUUGUCAGGGAAGCAAGUCAUUAGAAGGAUUUCGAGUAGUAUGAAGAAUAUUGGAAUUCAAUGGAAGCCAUAUCAGAUUGCUAAAUUGUAUUAUCUUGAGCGGCUGCAACAAAAUGCAUGAGAAGAUUUGGAGUUAUAAAGUGCCAAAUUCGUUACUGUGGAAGGGACACUAUGAUGCCACUGUGUUACUGGAAAUUCAGAUUCCAUAAUGGUUUGGUAUGAGAAAGAAUUUUUAGAAAAUGAAAUGGUCAAGAGGGGAGAUGAAGAAGGGGUAAUAAAUAUUGAGGGGCCACACCAUCUGGAGGAUAUAAACGAAAUUAUAGUAUAUGCCCCUAUGUUUUUUAAAGCAGAUCGUGAGCUUGGGUUUAUUUGUAUCAUGAUGCCAAGGUAACCAUUGGCAGCUCAACUCGUGUAGGCCAUAUCGAUCAUAAUGAAGUGCUAUAUUUCGUAAAGGAUGAGCUAUAUUUGGAUAAUGAUGAUGUAACGAAUCAAAGUUAAAACCAGUGGUCACUAUAAUGUUUUUAACACUAAAGUUGAUGUAUGUCUGCAACAGAUGUGGCCAAUGAUGUGCUCCUGAUCUUGUAGCUACCACUUCUCCUGCUUCAAUGAACAAUUUUCAAUACAAGAAAAUCUACACGCUUCAGAACCAAGUCUCUUCAACCCAAUGGAACUUGAAGGUCAUGAGAAAGCAACAGAAUCGGUAGUGUGACAAUCUAGAAUAUGCGCUUUCUCUGUAAAAAGUUUUUAUUUUGGGGAGCUUGAGAUUGGAUCAUUGGCACAUAUUUAAUAUCUCAUUUUCAGUCAUGAUAGAUCAAAACAUAGAAAACUUUAGCAUUUUAAAAUUAUAAGUGGGAUCCAUGAGGUCAGAUGCAGUUUGGGAAUUGGGAUGUAAUUUUCUUGGCUUAAUCUCAUCUGAAAUCAAACAUUAUUACACCACAUUGAGAUGCAUAACAUAUAGUAAUGUCUCUGUA
Molecule: messenger RNA, 6766 nt
Organism: Carya illinoinensis
Lineage: Eukaryota; Viridiplantae; Streptophyta; Magnoliopsida; Fagales; Juglandaceae
Product: disease resistance protein RPV1-like
Exons: 14
Coding region: 194-3670 (1158 amino acids)
Biological process (GO): signal transduction; defense response
Molecular function (GO): ADP binding
Source: RefSeq, a predicted model, not a curated record